GACGGCCUACCCAUUCCAGCCGCCGAAGUUCGAUGGGUCUGCGCGCUUUGUUGGCUUCCCGGUCAACUGGGACGAGGUUGAGGUCGGCUGGUGGAUUUUCCUCAUUCCGGCCAGCACUCAAGAUGGCCGACGCAUGAAGGGCAGGGUCACGCAGAAGACCGGCCAGGAGCUGAAGGUUUGGUUCAGAGAAGACGGAAGCGAGGACGGAGAGGAGCGGCCGGAAAGGCCGGAGGAGUCGGUCGACAGAGAAUGGUGGAACUGUCACGACCUGGUGCUGGGGUGCUGUGCAGAGGCCCUUGUUCACCAUCCACUACUGAACGCUGGAGGCGGCGCCUGCGCUUGCGGCAUCCGGGAUAUUUGGAGUCCGAGCAGGUCGUUCACGCACUGUUUGGCGUUUAUGCGCGUCGCCGUGGAGGACGCUCAAGCAGGCCAGAAGCCUGUGCCGCGAGACGGGACAGAAGAGAUGUGCUUCUGCGGCCACGACGCCGAUAUCACUCUGGAAUACGAGCGCGAUCCGACGGCCUGGCUUUCCAAGGCGCGCCGUCUCUUUUUCCAUGACCGUGGCGUCGCCCCUCUUUGCGUUGCUGCUGAUGGCUUGGAGGGCGACUUGCUUCGGAUCGUUUGCUCCAACCUCGCGGGGGAG
This is a messenger RNA of Symbiodinium necroappetens, 643 nucleotides long. The record is from the annotation of a GenBank genome assembly. Lineage: Eukaryota; Dinophyceae; Suessiales; Symbiodiniaceae.